Saprolegnia parasitica CBS 223.65 is the source of this 2229-nucleotide messenger RNA. RefSeq lists its product as hypothetical. Gene Ontology annotation, molecular function: signaling receptor binding. The record is from RefSeq and is a predicted model, not a curated record. Gene Ontology annotation, biological process: anatomical structure development. Gene Ontology annotation, cellular component: extracellular region; cell surface. The coding region runs from base 1 to 2220 and encodes 739 amino acids. The transcript has 6 exons. NCBI's taxonomy places the organism in Eukaryota, Oomycota, Saprolegniomycetes, Saprolegniales, Saprolegniaceae.
AUGUACGUGCCAUGCCGCUUCGACGCGUGGUGCCGCGCGACCAACGGCUUUGACUGCGCGAAGCGCCCGACGUCCAUCGUCGCCAACUGCAGCUUGCUCGAGCUGCGGGCCAACGCGCUGAGUCCUUUCACGUACCUGCGAGAGCACGGCGAGAGCACGCUGUACCACCGCUACUCGCCACGCACGCCGUACGGCCAAGACACGCUCAACCUCUCGUACCCGGGCGCGCCCGUCUUGAGUCCUGGCUUGCUCACGACGCCUCCGUACACGGCCAGCGUCGACCGACAACUCGCACAAGUGGAGCUCCGCGUCGUUGUCCAAGGCGUUUACGUCUGUGCCAACAACGGCAACUGCUCGGCGCCUAACAUCUGCGUCUGCGCGCCGGGCUGGGCAGGCUUCGACUGCCGCGUGCCGGUCUGUACACAAGGGUACUAUACGCCAACGCAACCGACGCUCGUGGCCGCCGAUCCGAUCGCCAGCGCGGCCGCCGGGCACCCAUCGUCGAACGGCAACCCGACGUACUCGCAAACGACCGAAGUGUUGUCGUGGGACCAGUACACGGCGACGACUGCCAUGGUCGGCGGCGCCGCCUUCUUGACCGCUGGCGGACGCCAAGGCGGCUACGCGUGCUCGAUCCGAAGCCUGACGCAAUUUGAGAAGCCCGCGACGCUCACGUCGCCCGCCAACUACUGGGACUUUCCCAACUACUACUCCCUCUACAUGGACAUGCGUAUGUACUGGCCGCCGCUGUACGAGAAGACGGCGCCGGUUUGGGACAACACCCAGAUGGGGUAUACCCGCAACGGCAUUUGGCGCUACGUGGCCCCGACGCAGUGGCAAAAAGGCACGUGCCUCGUCCAAUUUCAGCGCGCGUGCGGCGGCCCGUCGUCCUCGACCGUGUCGGUGGACCCGGACGCGAGCUACCGCCCGCAGUUGCAGUACACGGCGGUGAAAGCGUCGGGCGUCAUCACGAGCUAUGCGAACGAUUGCGUCGACAGAGUCCUUCGCGGCUGCUACAACAAUGGCACGUGCAUUGCUCCCGACACGUGCGUCUGCGCGGCGGGCUGGACGGGCAAGGACUGCUCGGUGCCCAUCUGCGCUCCUGCCUGCAUCCACGGCACGUGCACCAACCCCAACCGCUGUGUGUGUGACGUGGGCUGGACCGGCGCCAUUUGCAACGUGGCCAUUUGCGCCCAAGACUGCCGCAACGGAGGCCACUGUGUUGCACCGGACACGUGCGAAUGUGUGACGUGGCCGUCGGGCUGGCGCGACGGACGCUCGAACGGCGGGCUUCCAAUCUUUGCGCUGCCCAGCGGCUCGCCGCAACGCACAGGGUGGACUGGCUACGACUGCAACACGCCCAUUUGUACGCAAGCCGAAGCGUUCGUCUUGAACGUGGCGCGGUCGGACGCGACGUUUGUCGCGCUGCGAGGUCGAUUGUCGUCGUCGCAAGUUUCAAUCCUCGGGAAGGUCAACUGCACGCGCGUGCGUUGUCCGCAGUACGACAUCGAGGUCACUUCGAACGACGGCACGUCGUUCCAGUCGGGCUGCCCAGGGAUCCCGUACGCCAACCCUGUCUUUGGCGGCGACAAUGAGCUUCGGCAGCGCAACUGGGACGCGUACAAUGACGUUCUCAAUGACGGUCGGCAGUCGGCAACCUCGCUCUGUCGGGUCAUGGCGUGGCGCCAAGGCGAGUUCUCCAACCGCCAAGUGCGCAUCAACCACGAAAAGAGCGGCGAAGGCGAAGGCGUGUACAAGUGCUUCCACCAUGGCUCGUGCAUCGCGCCCGACACGUGUAGCUGCGGCGACGGCUACAGCGGCUUCGAUUGCCAAACGCCGCUUUGCCGGUUCCUGACGCCGUCCGGGGCCGUCACUUCGUGUCAGCACAGCGGCGUGUGCAUCGAGAAAGACACGUGCCAAUGCGUUCAGUCGCCGUCGAUUCUGCAUCAAAAGUACCCGGCCGCGCCCCGGGGCAUGACGGGCUGGACCGGUUCGAGCUGCUCGAUGGCCAUUUGUGUGCAAGGCUUCUUCGAUGCCAACUGCUUUGAUCAAGACCCCGUCGGCCGCGAAGGGUGCUACCGCUGCGCAAACGGCGGUCAGUGCGUCGCGCCCGAUCUCUGUGCUUGCGCCGACGGCUGGACGGGCUACGGACUGCAAGACGCCCGUGUGCAAGGUCCAGGUCACACCGGCGAUCCGCGACCAACUCUUUACGCUCGAUGAAAGCAAGGU